GGGAAUUUUCCACUGAGCGCACUUGAAAACUGGAUUUGGACGAAUAUUCCCGCAAGAUGUGCAGCCGCCUGAUGCCUGAUGUAAUCCGCCUGCGCCUGUGGGCUGUGCCUGUGAAAGAGUGGUUUAUAUAUCAUGUCCGCCGUUUGAACGGCUGUCGAGGAACUACAUAUAUUUCGCCGGUAUUCAACAGUUUGCCAGCGAUCAAAAUGGAUAUCAAUCAACUUGCUCAAAUUUUGGCAUGUACCCUCGAUCCAAAUUUAAGAGUAGAAGCGGAGAGACAGUUGAACGAGGUUUACAGAGCGCCAGGGUUUGUGUCGCGGUUACUUCAAGUGGUUAUGUCUACUGAAGUUCAACAACCUAUUCGCCAGGCUGGUGGUAUCUACUUGAAAAAUAUGAUUACUCAAUGUUGGCGAGAUAGAGAUCCUAAGAACUGUGUUGAUGUUGAGAUGCCAUUUGUUAUUUCCGCAGAAGAUAAAAACCUUAUUCGAAACAAUAUAAUUGAAGCAAUAAUUCAUUCACCGGAACUAAUCAGAUUACAAUUGACCGUGUGCAUUGGUAAAAUUUUAAUUCACGAUUUUCCUGAACACUGGCCGACCGCUCCGCGCACCAUUCAUAAUUACUUGUCCAGUGAUAACAAAUCGUCGUGGUUUGGCGCACUGGUCGCCCUCUAUCAAAUAGUCAAGAAGUACGAGUUUAAAAAAGCAGAGCAACGAACCGUCCUCAACGACACUAUGAAAGAAUUCCUUCCGUUAAUGUACCAACGCUGUGCUAGUUUGAUGCAAGAUCAAUCACAGCCUGCUACUGAAAUAAAGAAAAUGGUCAUAAAGACGCUGUUUGCAGUGUUUCAGUAUCAUCUACCAACUGAUGUGCUAACAGAACAGAAUCUUCCAACAUGGGUACAAUUAUAUCAAGCUAUCGUUGACCAACAAGUACCCGAGGAAUGUACACAGUUGGAUGAGGAAGAACAAGAGAAAUCUUCGUGGUGGAAACUAAAGAAAUGGGCUAUCCAUUCGAUGUGUCGAUUAUUCGAGAGGUAUGGCACUCCAGGAUCGAUUGACAAGGCGUACGAAACAUUCGCAACAUAUUUCUGCAAAACAUUCGCAGUUGGAAACACACAAACAGUACUCAAGGUUCUCGACAAUCACAGACGAAAGAUAUAUGUCGCACCAAGAGUUCUUCAAAUGGCUUUGAACUACCUUAAGAAUGGUGUUUCUAACGCACUCCACUGGAAAGUGAUGAAACCACACAUGCACACAAUCAUCGUUGAAAUUGUAUUUCCUAUAAUGUGCCACACGGAUGAAGACGAAGAGUUAUGGCAGGAUGAUCCCUAUGAGUUUAUCCGGUUCAAGUAUGACGUAUAUGAAGAUUUUGUAUCACCAGUCACUGCAGCCCAAAGUCUGUUACGAGGCGCUACACAAAAACGUAAACAAAUAUUGGAUCCUGUGAUGAACUUUUGCGUGCAAAUCUUAAACACGCCGGCGGAGACAAGAAAUCCCAGACAGAAAGAUGGUGUUCUACACAUGAUCGGUACUUUGUCUGAUAUAUUAUUAAAGAAAAAGAAAUAUAAAGACCAUAUGGAAGCUAUGCUUGUUCAUCACGUGUUUGACGAGACAAGAAGUCCAUUGGGAUUUGUACGCGCAAGGGCUUGUUGGGUGUUGAACUACUUCAGUAGAAUAGCUUUCAAAAACGAAGCCAACCUUCAACGUGCAGUGGAAGCCGUCCGAGUCUGUCUUCUUCACGAUAAAGAAUUACCUGUCAAAGUUGAGGCAGCUCUUGCUCUGCAGUUUUUCAUCAAGAGGCAAGAUAAAGCAAAAGAUUUCAUUCAACCUUAUAUGCAGGCUGUUAUUCAAGAACUACUAAACGUUAUUCGGGAAACUGAGAACGAUGAUUUAACCGACGCCUUGCAAGAUCUUAUAAAACAGUAUCAAAACGAUCCUAGACUUGGAGAAAUGGCUGUUAUAAUCGCACAGCAUUUGGCUAUGACGUUUAAAAAUCUUCUGGACUCCGAUGAAUCAGAUGAUAAAGCCGUGACAGCGAUGGGCAUUUUAACAAAUUUUGAUACAAUGAUCUCCGUAAUCGAGUCAAAGGAAGUUCGCGAUGAGUUGGAGAAAAUAGUUUAUAGCAUAAUCGAAGCAGUACUUAAACAAGGAAUAAUUGAUUUCUAUGAAGAUGUGCUUGCCAUUAUGGUCACGGCCACGUUAUAUCAAAUAUCCCCACUAAUGUGGAGCCUUUUCUAUAUAAUGUAUGAAGCGUUUGAAAGAGAUGGUUAUGACUUCUUUACAGAUAUGUCCAGUCCUCUUCAUAAUUAUUUAACUGUCGAUCCUGAAGUGUUUCUUUCUAACCCGAAAAAUAUGGAGAUACUCUACACGAUGUGUCAAAAGAUACUAGCAGAUGAUGAUACUGGAGAAGAUGCACAGUGCUAUGCUGCUAAACUUUUAGAAGUCGCAAUAUUGCAAUUUCCGGGCCGUAUCGAUCAGUGGAUCACUCCGUUUGCCCAAGUUGCCUUGGCCCGAUUAACAAGAAAUGUGGUGACGAGUGAACUUAGAGUGAUGUGUUUGCAAGUGGUUGUGGCUACGCUUUACUAUAAUCCAACGUUUCUUACGACUAUUUUGGAUAAAUUGCAUUUACCGGAAUCUAACGAACCGAUAACUGUCCAGUUCUUUGCUCAAUGGAUGGGCGACGCUAAUUGCUUUUUAGGAUUACAUGAUCGUAAAAUGUUUGUUCUUGGUCUAUGUUCUAUUCUUGGUAUAAACAGUUCUCUGAGGCCAAAGGGAUUACAUGAUUGUGCGUCGAAAAUCAUUCCUUCCUUGUUAAUGAUUUUUUCUGGACUUCAAAGAUCCUAUGAAAAACAAGCUUUGUUAGAUGGUGAAGACAGUGACGAUGACGACGAUGACAGUGUUGAAGGCGAAGAUGUCGAUGAAGGAGAGUUGGAAAGUGACGACGAUGAGUUAAAUGAAGAUGAUAUUGUUUAUGUUGAAAAUCUUGCAAAACGGACGACGAGUGCGUUGCUCGACGACGAUGGUGAUGAAGAUGAUGAAACGGAACUUGAGGCUUAUACAACGACAAUUGACAACGAAGACGCUGUUGACGAGUACUCCGUUUUUAAACAAUGUUUAUUGAGUAUUCAAGCCCAAGAUCCAGUGUGGUACAAUCAGUUAACAAAUAAUCUUAACGACGAACAGAAACAAGAGCUGCAACGUUUAUUCGUGUUGGCUGAUCAGCGGAGGGCGGCACAAGAAACAAGAAAUCUGGACAUGCAAGGUGGUUAUAGUUUUGCCAGUACCGCUGUACCAUCUAACUUCUCGUUCGGUCAGUCCUAGUGUACGAAGUGUCCAUGCAUCACGAUAUAGCGACGCUAUACAAUGCUGAUGAUGUCUAACCUAUUCACGUAACGACGGUACAUUUUUAUACCUUGCGAAGCAACCAAAUACGAAACGAAUACAGAGUAAUUGAUUUUAACCCCGGAAUCUAAUAAUGUAUUUAUUUAAGCGUGCUUUUAAAAUUAUCAAUAAUCUAGAACAGUGAAUAAUAACCAGAAACAAGAAAAAAGCUUGCUAUUAGUAAUGAAAAUGAAAUUUCAUUUGUCUCCGUCCCCGAUUAUCCUACCAUAAAAGUCGUUAAUAUAUUCAUUAUCCCUCGUGGCGAAAUUGAAAUCGAUCAAAGUGGAAACUCGAGCUCUCUGAGCAAGUAUGUUUCCUUUUCAUUACCCCAGGAGAUUAAUAAUGUGUUUGAUUUUUCAUGUUUAACAAUUCAUGCAUGCCAUCUUCAUUGCAAGAAUGUGCUGUUACAGCUGAGAGAUAUAUAUACUGAUGACUUUAAAAAAUACCAUAGAAAAAAUAAAAGUUUACAUUUAAACAUGGCUGUUAUGCUUUGCAAUAUUGAAGAAGCUAAGAUUAUAAUAUAGCUACAAAGUUUCUAUUCUUAGUUUCAAAACUCUUCUAAAGGUUGGUAAAACGACGAUGAGACUUUAUACUAAUACAAGGGCUGUUUUUCCAUUGUCGUGUUGUUUUUUUUGCAUGUACGUAUACACGCACGUAAAAGUUUAAAAUCACUUAAAUGAUACAUAUGAAAUCAACGAUUGAACAUCUAGAUACAUAGGUUUGGGUUCUGUUGAUGAUUUGGCGUAUUUUUCUGGCUGAAAUUAA
Dendronephthya gigantea is the source of this 4145-nucleotide messenger RNA. RefSeq names its product importin-7-like. The record is from RefSeq and is a predicted model, not a curated record. The transcript has 28 exons. Bases 57 to 3320 code for a protein of 1087 amino acids. NCBI's taxonomy places the organism in Eukaryota, Metazoa, Cnidaria, Anthozoa, Malacalcyonacea, Nephtheidae. Gene Ontology annotation, cellular component: nuclear envelope; cytosol. Gene Ontology annotation, biological process: protein import into nucleus. Gene Ontology annotation, molecular function: small GTPase binding.